AUGAGCCAUACGCAGGCCCCGCUGGGUGGCUAUCCGCAAUCGCCGGACCCUACGCUCAGCGAUCCGCAAUGGUUGCAACAACUUUCUUCUCAUCCCAUCUUCGUUCCCCGGCAUCAAGGCGAUGGAACGUCAGCAGCAACCAAUGAUCGAUUCAGCGAACCUGCAAGUUACACGCGACUUAUGAUGGUGAGAGGCACCGAUCUCAUUGCAGUCGUCGACAAUGAGAUCCGCAUUGCUUCUCUUGUCGAUGCAAAAGCCUCUGCUGCCAAUCAGCCCCUGUCGCCUUCAGCAUCUUCGUCUUUCAAGACAUAUUCUACAGCUUCGUACAAGACGCUUGUUGCAGCUCAAGGACCCUUGGUUGACUUUGACAUUAGACACCUAAGCAUUAAUCCUACCGGCAAGCUUCUCGCAUGCGUGGGUGAUAGCCAAAUCGCCUUGAUCGUGAUGCCUCGAUCCGGCUACACCAAGCACGUAGACCGAGAGAUCGCUUGUAGAACCGUCCCGAUCGCCCCAUACUACCACUCAGCUCAUUCGAAUGCUGCGGUGUCCAAAGUUGACUGGCACCCUUGGGGCGAGAAUGGCACUUCGCUUCUUGUUCUCACUGACGACGGCCUUCUUCGCGAGUACGAUGUUGCGAAGGACGCCGAAGAGCCGCAACAGAUCGCAUCCUUUCUACCCGUCGAUACGGGAGCCGCUUCUCAACGCUUCCGAUCCCGUUCCGCGACUCCUGCCUACACCUCUCGCAAUAACGCCUCUUCGCCAAUCGCAGGUCGCAGCUCCACCAACAAUGCUGCUUCCGCAGCUCACACUUCACGUGGUUUCGGCCUCUCAGCCGAGGAUGACGACGCUACCACGGCUGUCAGCUUCUCUCUUUGCGUCUCCGAGACGCCCCUUUCUCGCUCCAACCCUUUCGAUGAUGAUUCCGACCAAGCCGGCACGAAAGCUGCCUCAACGUCAACGGGUCCUUCCGACUGGUCACCUCUCACGAUCUUCGGCCUCAUGAAAAACGGCGAUAUCUGGGCCCUUUGUCCAUUCCUUCCAAAAAGUGCUGUCGUCCCAGCCGCCUACAUUCACAACUUGGCCAAACUUGCUUCGUAUCGCGCGAGUUCUAUCGAGUCCGCACAGACUUGGCACGUAGACGCACAACUCCGCUACGUCAAUGCCCUACUCAAGCAGGCUUCGCAAGGCUCAUCUAGGCAGCGUCCUGACAGCAGGAGGCAAAGCUCAGUGACGCCAGGACCGGAACGCUUUGCUCGCUCCAGGUCGACCUCAACAAUGGAUUUAGACCAGCUCGUCCAAGGUCCCUCUGCUCCUCAGGGCGUGUCAGGAAUCGAAUAUGGCAACGAAGAAGUACACGAGGGCCCCGUGAAGCUGCACCCACCUUCUUGGUCUUUCACGCAAGAUACUCGACAUGCUGGCAGCGCCAAGAAGGCGCCAAGACCUCAGGGUCCUUUCUUGCUCAAGCCCGCGCCUGUCGAGCUUUGUGACGAGCGCGAAAGCGUCGCGUGUGACAUUAUUUGGACAUGGCUUACUAGCGAGAAUGCCGAGGCUGCUACGGAUGGUGCUGUGACUGGAAUCGCUGCCCUCAGUAUUGUCGGGCACGACGGUCGAGUUGACGUUGGCUUGCUCUUCAGUUCGGUCGAGGCCGUCUGGGACGCACCGACCUCGCGAAGUCGCUCAGCAGCUCGUCGCCGUAGCAAGCCGCCGAAGACCAAUCGGUACGGCCUCUCAGAUACCGAAGAUGAAGCGGACGAUUUUAAUGCUCUCAGUCUCGAGGAUGCAGUCAAGCUUCCCUCGCUCCUUAUAUACGAAACAAUCGAUUUGGGCCUACUCGACACAGCCAUCGACAACGGUGUCGGCUCUCAAUCUACAGCUUCGGAUGUACUGCUCGACAAGAUGGCAAGCAACAAACCAUGCUUCGUUCGCGAUCCUCUGUACGGCGACACCCUCUAUGUGUAUCAUGCCUUCGGCGCGCAAUGUCUCGGUUUUGCGACAUGGGCUCCCAAGUUCAUCGAAGCGCUCAAUGUGCCUUCAGAGGACGAACUUUACAACAACGCAGGCGACGACGUCUCAAUGCCCAGUCAAGAGUCGCGGGAACAGGCUAUCACUAAGAUGCUUCACAACUCUAUCAACACGGAGGUCGUCUGGGUCGUGAACACGGUUGCGCCCAAGGGUAGCAAGGGGCUCGAAACCAACGCGGUCACGGCCGUCUCAAUUCUUUCUGAUGUUUAUCUUUCGUAUGCAUUCCUUGCUGUGACGGCUGACCUGCAACUAGUGGGCGUCGAGUUGGCGCUUCGCAUUGAGCAAGAGUCCAUGGACUCGCCCAGUUCACAUGAACAAGGUUUGACAGGCAGUGGCGCUGGUACUGCCAACGGGCCGAAGCCGUAUGUGUCGCUGCUCGGAGAUGGUCCAGGAUUCCAACCGCCAGCUAUCUUUGCGCAAUCUGCCGGGGUUCAAGGCCUGCCACAGCAUCCACGACGUGCUGCGCUGUCCAAUGCUACCUCUUCCAAGUCCGAACUGCAAAUCACACCAGAAACACUGCGCGCUUUGGGCAAGACAGUCGAGACGUAUCGACACGAGAUCCGCGAUGUUGUCUCUGCAGGCAAUGAAGUCCAAGCUCGUCUGGAUCUGCAAGUUCGCGAAAUGACGCGCCAGCUCGAAAAACUCAAUGCCAUCCGACUCCGUUGCUCCGAUCUCGGCUCUGACUCCUCCUCAACUAGCAAAGGCGCACUGGGCGAAAGGGUGCAGAAGAUCGCACAGACACAAUUGCAGCUCGUUGCACGCAUCGACAAGGCGCUACAGCGGCUCAUGGACUCGCAUCAGCCAAGUCUUUCCAUCUACGAAAAGAAGUGGUUUGAAGAGCUUGAGCGAAUUGCAUCCGAAGUUGGUGUCGCUCGCACGCAGACAGGCGAAAUCAAAGUAGACACGCGCAACAACAGGAAGGCGCUAGCGGCAAAGGCCGAACUCUUGUCGCAUCAGCUUAGUUUGUUGCGGCCGCAAAUGGCCGCUCUGAAAGAGCAAGGAAAGAUGGAAGGGGCAAAGAGCAAGAAGGAUGGAAUGCUGGGAAUGGAGCAGCUGAAGAAGGUUGAGAAGCUAUUGAGCAGCGAAGCUGUCAUGCUGGCUGAAGCUAAAGACAAGGUACAGCAGUUGAAUAAGCGGAUUGCGCAGAUCAAGCCAUUGAGGGAUGCGUCCGUUGGACCAAGCUAUGGUAUGGACAGCGACAGUUCAGUUUCGUUUUCAAAUGUAACGGCAGGAGGAAUGGGGCUGCCUACGAGUAGCACUGCAGCCAAUUUCGGUGAUCUGUCCUUUGCUUCCCGGCCUUCUCCGCAUCGAACGUCUUUCAGGGCCGGAUGA
Messenger RNA from Ustilago hordei, 3354 nucleotides. RefSeq lists its product as uncharacterized. Lineage: Eukaryota; Fungi; Basidiomycota; Ustilaginomycetes; Ustilaginales; Ustilaginaceae. The record is from RefSeq and is a predicted model, not a curated record. Gene Ontology annotation, cellular component: nuclear pore. Gene Ontology annotation, molecular function: structural constituent of nuclear pore; protein binding. The coding region runs from base 1 to 3354 and encodes 1117 amino acids. The transcript has a single exon. Gene Ontology annotation, biological process: protein import into nucleus; ribosomal small subunit export from nucleus; ribosomal large subunit export from nucleus.